Mercenaria mercenaria is the source of this 1812-nucleotide messenger RNA. Its product is annotated as complement C1q tumor necrosis factor-related protein 3-like. The record is from RefSeq and is a predicted model, not a curated record. Gene Ontology annotation, molecular function: protein binding. Lineage: Eukaryota; Metazoa; Mollusca; Bivalvia; Venerida; Veneridae. The transcript has 2 exons. The coding region runs from base 1 to 582 and encodes 193 amino acids.
AUGCUUAUGUGUACAUCAUUUUAUAAAAUGUAUAGAAGGAUGUCGCUUUCAAACUAUUUAAGAGAUUAUGUGUCUGAUACUGAAAGUGGGGAAAUAACGUCUACAGACGAUGAGGAAGACGUUAUUAAGAAACCUGCAAUUCAGUCAGAGUCUACGAUUUUUGCAUUAGAUUUCUCGGCGCACUUGUCCACUUCAUUAUCUAAUGUGUUGUCAUAUCAUGCUGUUAUCUUUGACAUUGUGGAUACGAAUAAAGGCAGUCCUUACAAUGAGAUGACAGGACGAUUUACCUCACCGUUUAAAGGAAUAUAUGUCUUUUUUAUUACAAUUACCAGCACUGAAAAACUGAAAGCGUCGUUAUGUUUUAUGCAGAGGUUUAAACCAGUUUUUCAAUCAAAAGUAAAAGAAAUUGAGCAUUCAGUUGAAGGCUACAACACAAGGACUGUGGCUGUUGUACUCAACCUUGAUAAAGGAGAUAAGGUUUGGGUAUUGAACUGUACUAAGGUGUCAGAAGUUAGUCAAAUGUGCGAGCCCUAUUAUACAUCAUUUUCUGGAAGAUUAAUUGAAAAACAGAGCACUUUGUGAGUUUAUUGUAACAAUAUAUACAAUAAUGCAAUUGUCACUACUUUAUUAAAACUCAGCCAUUAAUCGUGCAUUGAUCUGGUAAAAAGACUAGCCCUAUUAUACAUCAUUUUCUGGAGGAUUAAUUGAAAAACAGAGCACUUUGUGAGUUUAUUGUAACAAUAUAUACAAUAAUGCAAUUGUCACUACCUUAUUAAAACUCAGCCAUUAAUCGUGCAUUGAUCUGGUAAAAAGACUCAACCGUGUAUCAACGGCAUAACGAUAUUGAGAUUAUCAUGCAUAUCUUGCACUAUUAUCCUCCAUACCAUAUACAUUAUCCAACUUAAGGUUGUUACACUACAAUGGUAAUAUACCGUUAUUUGAUUUAACCCCUGUGAUUUAGAAUAAACUGUGUUUACUCUAACGAAGUAUGUAUGUAUACUUUUCUUAAGAAUACAUGUUGUAAAAAUCACACUUUUGUUAUUAUUGUUUCUUAAAGUAAUUAUAUUUUAAAGUUGAAUCACAUGACCCAUAAAGAUAUAUCUCUCCCUCAGUGUGGUUUCACGUUGCAUGUACAGUUGACAAAAUAGCUUAUUGUCAUAUUUAAUGUGUUUCUGUCAUAAAAGAGCAUUGUAUUUAAGCACUAUUGUACCAUAUUCAUCUGUUAGUGUCAUCACAACUUCAAGUGAUACAAUAAGAUAUAUAUUUACAGAAAGUUGUCAUACUUACCUUGGUAUAGGCAACAAUUCUGUAAAACGGAUUUAAUAAAUUACUAAAGAGUACAUGUUACUUUUAUAUAAAAUGCAUUGAAAUUCUUUAAAAUUUGCAUCACAAAGUAGGCCAGAAACAAAAUGAGAGUGUAUUUGGAAAGAUACAACAAACCCUAAUUGCCUGUAUAAACAGUAUUUUUUUUAAGGAGAGCUAUUAAGCUAGUUUACUUCACAGGAUAUUGGAAUAUAACAAGGACAUUUCAUACAUGAGGUGAGUUCUGUUAGAAUAACAUUGUAUAAAACUGUUUCUAAGUAACAGUUAUUCAAACAAAAAUUGACACUUGGGCUAUUUGUGCACUUUAAUAUUUAGUCAAAAAUAAAUCCGGCUCAGUAUAGACUUAUUUUGCAAUUUUGCAUAGUUAUAUUGUAAAUGUCUGGUUUUUAAAAACAAAACUCAAACUAAGAAUCUUAAUGCGAUUAUUACAAUUACUUUCAUAUCCUUUCCUCACCUGUAACAUGAUAAAACGUAUUAGCGUCUGAUGGC